AUUUUCUAAGCAUAAUAUCCUCUGCGAAUUCAGUUUAGUGGCGAGUUUUUGUAGCAAGAAAGUGAGCAUGAUGAUGAUGAAGAAGGAGAUCAAGGUCUCUGCCUCUAGUGUGGCUUUGUGUGCAGUGGUUGUGGUGGUGCUGCUUAUGGCGGAGGCGGCACCCAUUGCUGAAGCUGUGACUUGCAGCCCAGUGGCGUUGAGCCCUUGUCUUGGGGCAAUAUCUUCCUCUACUCCACCAUCAGCCGCCUGUUGCCAGAAGUUGAGGGAGCAAAAGCCAUGCUUAUGUGGGUACCUCAGAAACCCAUCCUUGGCGCCGUAUGUUAACUCUCCUGGCGCAAGAGCAGUGGCUAGUACUUGUGGGAUCCCCUACCCAAGAUGUUAGCUAUAUAAGUUUUAUAGCAUGUUUGGUUGCACGAUUUGCACAGAAUCCAUUACAUAUUUACUCGUAAGCUAAGACUUACUGUUUUUAAAUAAAAGUGAUUCCAGAGCAUUUCACCGUGGAACCAAACAUGCUGUUAAUUAGAUAUUACUCUUACAAUGAUGGUAGGUAUUAAAAGUAUAUUGAAGAAUCUACCUAUCUUUUAAUAUGUUAACUAAGAAGGAUUAAGCUGAAUCUAGAUUUUCUCAUGUGGAAACAUUCUCAUGUUUCCAAAUUGUAUGUCUAUCUCGUUUUUCAUAUAUAUUAAAUAAGAGUGAUCAUUUGAAUACUAAUAAAAAGAGAUAGACACUAUGUUUUGUUUGA
Messenger RNA from Lotus japonicus, 742 nucleotides. RefSeq names its product non-specific lipid-transfer protein 2. Gene Ontology annotation, biological process: lipid transport. The transcript has a single exon. NCBI's taxonomy places the organism in Eukaryota, Viridiplantae, Streptophyta, Magnoliopsida, Fabales, Fabaceae. The coding region runs from base 68 to 382 and encodes 104 amino acids. The record is from RefSeq and is a predicted model, not a curated record.